Molecule: messenger RNA, 2784 nt
Organism: Calidris pugnax (ruff)
Lineage: Eukaryota; Metazoa; Chordata; Aves; Charadriiformes; Scolopacidae
Product: G patch domain-containing protein 2-like
Exons: 9
Coding region: 39-1493 (484 amino acids)
Source: RefSeq, a predicted model, not a curated record
CUGGUGCUAAUUGUUGUCAUUUUCAGUAGGCUUUGCCAAUGGAUGAACUGGUGCAUGACUUGGCCUCAGCCUUAGAGCAGACUUCAGAACAAAACAAGCUGGAUGAGCUAUGGGAAGAGAUGGCUCUAAGCCCACGGCAGCAGCGGCGUCAGCUUCGCAAGAGACGGGGCCGUAAACGACGCUCAGACUUCACGCAUCAGGCAGAGCAUGCCUGCUGCUACAGCGAGGCCUCAGAGUCAAGCUUGGACGAAGCUGUCAAGGAUUGCCGUGAGGUGCUGACAGCCAAUUUCAGUGACUCUGAUGACAUGGCAGUAGUCAAACGACACCCAGCUCUCAGUGCCACCCUGAGGAGCAAGCAACACUCGUGGCAUGAGUCAGACUCCUUUACAGAGAACGCACCCUGUCGACCUCUCAGGCGCCGGCGGAAAGUCAAACGUGUGACAUCGGAGGUGGCUGCCAGUCUCCAGCAAAAGCUCAGGGUGUCAGAGUGGAACUACGAGAGGGGCUGCAGAUUCAAGUCAGCCAAGAAACAGCGUCUUUCACGCUGGAAAGAAAAUACCCCUUGGACAUCAUCUGGUCAUGGCCUUUGUGAAUCAGGAGAGAACAGGCCCUUCCUCAGCAAAGGGGGAAGGAAGGAGCGAAUGGAGUGUGAAACUGAUGAACAGAAACAGGGCUCAGAUGAAAAUAUGUCAGAAUGUGAAACCAGCAGCGUAUGCAGCAGCAGUGAUACUGGCCUGUUCACCAAUGAUGAGGGCCGCCAAGGAGAUGAUGAGCAAAGUGAUUGGUUUUAUGAAGGAGAAUGUGUUCCAGGAUUCACUGUUCCCAACAUUCUUCCUAAGUGGGGAGCUGACCACCGAUCUGAAGUGGAGCGGAUUGACUCAGGCUUGGACAAGCUCUCAGAUUCCACGUUCCUCUUGCCCUCGCGGCCAGCUCAGAGAGGAUUUCAUGCUCGCCUGAAUCGCCUGCCAGGAGCUGCCGCGCGUUGUCUCCGAAAAGGUCGGAGGAGGCUUGUUGGCAAGGAGACCUCCAUGAGCACUCUGGGCACCGAGAGGCUAGGUCAUAUUGUUAGUGAUCCACGCCAGAAAGAAAAGAACAAAGUGCUGGCUUCUGAUUUCCCACACACUGUGGCCUGUGCACAUGAGUUCAAUCCACUAUCUCCUCUGUACUCUCUGGAUGUGCUUGCUGAUGCUUCCCACCGAAGAUGCUCACCAGCACGCUGCACUGCCAGGCAAGCCAGUUUACACCUGGGACCACCAUGUUCAAGGGACAUCAAGAGGAAACGAAAGCCAGCUGCAGCCUCCAUGUCCAGCCCAGCAUCAGCAACUUUAUCUGUCCACAUGGAUGCAGCAGAGUCAGAGCUACCAGCAACACCGUCCCUGAGAUCGCAGAACUCUGAGUGGACUGGGAAAACACCAGCAGCCGAGAAAGCCACUAUUGCUGCCUCCAGUAACUUUUUUAAAAUGCCACCAGAGAAGAGCCCUGGAUACAGCUAAAAGGAAGCAUUGCAACUGUAAAAGCUUGCUGGAUUUUGGAAUUGUUUGACUUUGGUGUGUGUCUUCACCAAAUAUCUUGUUUGGCAGUAGUGAUCUCUUCAGUAUUGGUGCGUGACGCGUGCCAUCAUCCAGACUGAUCUGCGUGCCCCACAUACCUAAAUCAUGUUUGUGAAUCUAUGUUUAAAAAAAGGUAAUCAGUGUUGGGACCGCAGUGGCUUUUAAAAAUGUUCUUGCUAUUCCUGUAUUUAUUAUGCAUUCAUCUCUUUCCCUGAUGCCAGCUCAUAUGUGCUGGGUCAUGUACAGAUUCUUUUGGGUUUUCAGAUCUUUAUUCACCCCCAGACAUGUUGCUUGUUUGUACGUUUGGCAUUUUUUGGGUGAAAGUCCCAUUGCCACUCUGGGAGGCAAGUCUCCCCCUGCUUUCUUCCAGGCCGGGAGGAUUUCUUGGCUGGGGAAUGAGGAGGGACUGCAAACAAGUUGAAAUGUGGAACCUGAAUUCUGUAUUAGUAGGAUGUUUUCAGGCCAUGUACUAAUGGACUGUAAUCAUGUUGCUUUUGGCAAAGCAAAUACAGUGCUUGUCCAUUCAGAAAUUGCCAUUGGCUCACUGGCAGCAUGUACCUUCUCCCUUGCUCUGAAUGUCUAUAGUCUUGCUUGUGUAUUGCAUGUUCUUUCUUAAAUCUCCUACCAGAUAAGGAUUUGGGAGAACUACUUGGACAUUAAAUGUGCAAGCUGGAGUCCUGCAAAGGAACUUGGGCCCUUGUAUAUCCUUGGAGUAUGGUAGAGGAUAUACAAAACUUCAAUUUCUCCAUGUAUAAAUUAAAAAAUGACUGCUAGCAUUUCUAAAUGACACUUGCCGUUGAAGUUAACAUGCCAUUGAACAAAAAAAGCCAUUUAAAGUAUCACCUGAGUUCAGAGCAUUCUGGGUAUUGAUCAGACCACUUCUGCCGCAUGUUUUCCCUCACUUCAAAAAAUGUUGUCUGCCGUAUCUACCGGAGGUGUCUCCACCUACUGAUGAUUGUACUUUACUCUGCAGCGUACACAAAAGAGAUUCUCUUCAUAGCAUUUUGACUUGGUCACCCAUUACCUUCUGUGUUGCAGAAUAUAUGGAUAGUGAUUUCUUCCCUCUAUUUUUUUGAAUUCUUGAUCACACUCCACUUACUUUUCUUGAAUUUGUCUGCCUGGAGAUUAUUCUGGGCAACAUUUUUAGAAUAUACACCUGGAUAGCAUCUGUCAAAGAGCAGGUGGUCUCGUGGCUUCUAAAGUCCAUUAAAAAUAGGAAAUUUGUGUAUGCAUA